AUGAUCCACAUUGCAGGCCUGAGGAGGAUGGUCGAGCUGCGCGGCGGACUCGACCAGCUCCAGCAAAAUCCGCCGCUGCUCAUGAAGAUCUGCAAGAUGGACCUGGUCUAUGCGCUCCCGUACGGCGGACAGACGGCUUUUUCCCGAGAUAACCUAGCCGAGGUCCGGCAGACACUGCGUAGUCAGGGCUGUGUGAUGGACGACUUUGGCGUCGCCACUCUGAGCGACGUGUCACACGGGAGCGUGCUCGACUGCGACUUGGUCACACAGCGUCUGAAAGACACGCUCGCUCGGACGAUCCAUGAUGAGGCGUGCGAAUCGCGAUUCUGGCUGAUGAUGAUGGGGGCUAUCUGGACUUGGCGCGACGAUCAAGUCGCCGCGUGGCUGCGGCCCGUGCUCUCCUAG
Emericellopsis cladophorae is the source of this 405-nucleotide messenger RNA. RefSeq lists its product as uncharacterized. The coding region runs from base 1 to 405 and encodes 134 amino acids. Lineage: Eukaryota; Fungi; Ascomycota; Sordariomycetes; Hypocreales; Bionectriaceae. The transcript is spliced from 2 exons. The record is from RefSeq and is a predicted model, not a curated record.